AUGGCCAGCGAAGACCUUUUUGACGGCGCGAUCGGUAUCGAUCUUGGAACUACUUACUCUUGCGUCGGUGUCUGGCAAAACGAUCGUGUUGAAAUCAUCGCAAACGACCAGGGUAACCGUACUACCCCCUCUUAUGUCGCCUUCUCGGCCGAGGAGCGCCUCAUUGGUGAUGCUGCCAAGAACCAGGCCGCUAUGAAUCCCAAGAACACCGUCUUCGACGCAAAGCGCCUCAUUGGCCGUCGUUUCGAUGACCCAGAUGUUAAGAAGGACAUGACCCACUGGCCAUUCACCGUUGUUGAUAAAGAUGGCUCUCCAUAUGUACAGGUCGAGUACCUCGGCGAAGAGAAGACGUUUACCCCUCAGGAGAUCUCGUCCAUGGUCCUUAGCAAAAUGAAAGAAAUCUCUGAGGCAAAGCUCGGGAAGACUGUCAAGAAGGCUGUCGUCACCGUUCCUGCUUACUUCAACGACUCUCAGCGUCUGGCCACCAAAGACGCUGGUGCUAUUGCUGGUCUUGAUGUUUUGCGUAUCAUCAAUGAGCCCACUGCUGCUGCCAUUGCAUAUGGUCUUGACCAACAAUCCAAGACUGAGAAGAAUGUAUUGAUCUUCGACUUGGGAGGAGGAACUUUUGAUGUCUCGCUUCUUAACAUUACCGGAGGUGUCUUUGCUGUCAAGGCUACUGCGGGUGACACCCAUCUUGGUGGUGAAGAUUUUGACAACACACUCCUCGAGCACUUCAAGGCGGAGUUCAAGCGCAAGACUAAGCACGAUAUUUCCGAUGAUGCUCGCGCUAUCCGUCGCCUGCGUAGUGCUUGCGAGCGUGCCAAACGCACUCUUUCCAGCGUCGCCCAGACCACUGUCGAAGUUGAUUCUCUGUACCAGGGUGAAGACUUCUCCGCAAACAUCUCUCGCGCCCGUUUCGAGGAAAUUAACGCGACUAUGUUCAAGUCCACUCUCGAGCCUGUCGAGAAGGUUCUUAAGGAUUCUAAGAUUCCUCGCGAGAAGGUCGACGACAUUGUUCUCGUUGGUGGUUCUACUCGUAUCCCUAAGAUCCAGGCACUGGUUAGCGAGUUCUUUGGUGGUCGCCAACUAAACAAGUCCAUCAACCCGGAUGAGGCUGUCGCAUACGGCGCUGCUGUCCAAGCUGCUGUACUCACUGGCCAGACCAGCGAAAAGACCCAGAACAUGCUCCUCCUCGAUGUUGCACCUCUCUCUCUUGGCGUUGCCAUGCAAGGAGAUGUCUUCGGUGUUGUCGUUCCUCGUAACACCCCCAUCCCUACCAACAAGUCCAGGGUUUUCACUACCGUCGAGGACAACCAGACUACUGUCACCUUCCCUGUCUACGAGGGAGAGCGUACUCAGUGCCGUGACAAUCGUCUUUUGGGAGAAUUCGAACUAACCGGCAUCCCUCCCAUGCCUCGUGGACAGGCCGAACUUGUUACCACCUUCGAGGUUGAUGCGGAUGGUCUCCUGAAAGUGUCCGCCCAAGACCGCGCUUCCGGUCGCAAGGCAUCCAUUAGCAUCACCAACUCCGUUGGUCGCCUCUCCUCGGCUGAGAUCGAUCAGAUGAUCAAGGAUGCCGAGCAAUUCAAGCAGGCUGACAAAGAUUUCUCCGCAAGGCAUGAGGCUAAGGCCGAUCUUGAGGCAUACAUUCAGCAAGUCGAGAGCACUAUCACCAGCCCUGAAAUGAGCUCCAAGAUGAAGCGCGGUGCUAAGGGCCAGAUCGAAGCCGAGUUGGCUAAGGCCAUGGAGAAGUUGGAGCUUGAGAAUUCUACUGCUGAUGAACUUAGGAAGGCCCAGUUAGGAGUCAAGCGUGCGUUGCAGAAGGCCACUGCCCAACGGUGA
Molecule: messenger RNA, 1842 nt
Organism: Rhizoctonia solani
Lineage: Eukaryota; Fungi; Basidiomycota; Agaricomycetes; Cantharellales; Ceratobasidiaceae
Product: heat shock protein HSP70 family protein
Exons: 11
Coding region: 1-1842 (613 amino acids)
Biological process (GO): vesicle-mediated transport; protein refolding; cellular response to unfolded protein
Cellular component (GO): plasma membrane; cytoplasm; cytosol
Molecular function (GO): ATP-dependent protein folding chaperone; ATP hydrolysis activity; heat shock protein binding
Source: RefSeq, a predicted model, not a curated record